AUGAAACGAAUAAUUUUCAUAACAUUUGCAUAUUUAUUAUGGUCUGUCGUUGGCAGUGAAAUCGACUGUGAUCAGGCGGAAAAUGUGAAUGAGGAUCACAUACAUUAUUGCUGCAAACAUCCUGAUGGCCAAAAUGAGAUCGUUGAGAACUGCGCCAAGGAAACAGGCUUUAAGCUGAAAAAUGCACUGGAAAAAAAUAUAUUAGACAUCAACGCAGAUCGCGCCAUGUCUGCCUCCUGUUUUUCCGACUGUAUUCUCAAUAAAUUAAAGUUCCUAAAGGAUCAUAAAUUGAACAUGUUGGCUGUAAAGCAACACUUUGAAACGGAGUACAGCAAUGAUCCUGAAUAUGGCAGGGAAAUGAUCAGUGCCUUUGAUCAUUGUCACGGCAAAACUCAGGAAAAUACUUCGAAUUUCUUGCAUAAACACAUGCACCAUCAUUGCAAUACCAGCUCGAGUGUCAUUUUGGGCUGUGUUGUCAAGCAAUUCUUUCACAAUUGUCCAACUAAUCGUUGGUCCAUAACCCAAGAAUGCCAGGAUGCUUGGGAAUUCAGCAAGCACUGUUCUGAUGUCUUUGCCUCCCUUUAG
This is a messenger RNA of Drosophila innubila, 585 nucleotides long. RefSeq lists its product as uncharacterized. Bases 1 to 585 code for a protein of 194 amino acids. The record is from RefSeq and is a predicted model, not a curated record. NCBI's taxonomy places the organism in Eukaryota, Metazoa, Arthropoda, Insecta, Diptera, Drosophilidae. Gene Ontology annotation, molecular function: odorant binding. The transcript has 3 exons.